Molecule: messenger RNA, 2051 nt
Organism: Cucumis sativus (cucumber)
Lineage: Eukaryota; Viridiplantae; Streptophyta; Magnoliopsida; Cucurbitales; Cucurbitaceae
Exons: 3
Coding region: 106-1728 (540 amino acids)
Source: RefSeq, a predicted model, not a curated record
UAUCACUCUCUUCCCACUCUAACAACCUUCCAUUUCCGCCAUUCCCUCUGUUUCCUCAAAUCCCCAAUCCCCAAUCCCCCAAUUUCUCUAUUCCCCAAUCAAUCCAUGGAGUUCUUCACCUUCUUCAAAUCCGUCAAACUCCGAAGCCACCUCCGCAAAUACUUAUCCGCCGCCGACGACCACCAAACCGUCCGCCAAACCUCCCACACCUCCGCCACCGGAACCAUUUGGGCUAUCGAAUUCGUCGAAGGAAAAACCGAUUCCAUCCGCCUCCGGAGCCGCCAUGGAAACUACCUCUCCGCCACUGACCUCACCUUUCUUCUCGGCGCCACCGGGAGGAAGGUAAUUUGCCAAACUAAGCACGCCGCGGCCUGGAGUUCUCUGGAGUGGGAGCCUGUACGCGACGGCGAUCAGGUGAAAUUGAUGAGUUGGUGCGGCAGUUAUUUGAGAGGCAACGGCGUUAUGCCCCCAUGGAGGAACUCUGUUACUCAUGAUGAACCGCGAUUCUCUUCCACUAAGGGAUGGAUUCUGUGGGACGUUGAACCUGUUGUUGAAAUUCCUAAGUAUUGUCUGUUCAUGAGUCGAAGGUCUAUUUCUGCCCUUUCUUGUUCUUCUAAGGAUUCCGUCUCCGGGAAAUGCUCUCCGUCCACCCCCAAAUCGGUACGCCGAUCCUCUACGUUACAGAUCAAAUCUUUCUCCGAUAACAACCUGCGAUCUAACUCAGAUUUCUUCCACAACGUCAAGACUGUCCGCCUCCGCAGCCAUCACAACAAGUACCUUGUUGCUGAUGACGAUCAGGACUCAGUCAACCAAGAACGUAGCGGGUCUUCCAAAAGUGCUCAUUGGUCCGUUGAGUUUCCAUUCAGCAAAAGGUCUAACUUUACCAUCCGUCUCAAAAGCUGCUAUGGCAAGUACCUGACUGCCAGCAAUCAACCUUUCUUGCUUGGAAUGACCGGCCGAAAAGUGCUUCAGACCCUUCCUCGACGGCUAGAUUCAUCCAUUGAGUGGGAACCCGUUAGAGAAGGGGCGCAGGUCAAGUUCAAGACCUGUAAUGGUAACUUCUUAAGAGCAAAUGGGGGUCUACCGUCGUGGCGUGAUUCGGUCACUCAUGAUAAUCCGAGUCAAACCGCCAUCCAAGAUUGGAUCCUCUGGGACAUUGAUGUUGUUGAGAUUCAGGUUCAGUUCUUGAGUCAUAGAGCUCCCACAAUUGAGAAUGUGGAUUCUCUAGAUUUCAAUCCCAGCUCACCCCCUUCUGCCUCUGGAAAAUGGGCCCAUUACUCCAGACUUGAGUAUACUAAUUCGACCGUUAGUUUACCUCCCAAAUCUGAAGGAAGGACCAUUUACUAUCAUGUGGCUGAUGAAAGUGGAGAUGUAGAUAAAGAUAUAAUGGAGGGUUCUUCUUUUACAUUCAAAGGAAAUGGGGUGGAGGAGCUGACUCGCAAAUUGAAGGAAGAAAUAGGAUUUGAAGGUAUCAUUGUGUGUACUCGCAAUCCAUUGAAUGGGAAUCUUUAUCCUCUUCGCCUGCAACUUCCUCCCAACAACGCAAUCAUGCAUGUGGUUGCCGUUCUUGAAUCAUCCAAAUGUGAGAUUUUCAACCCCUUUUUUGUUGAACUGACAUUGUUGUUUGUUUUGAUCUUCUUUUCCUUAACAUCCGUCUUCGCAUCUUUUGUUUUUCAGUGGGAAAGGACCUUGCAAAACAAUGUUUAUCAUAAAAUCCCUAGCGAAUAAUACCGAUACAUUGUUAUCAAAAGAUUGUGGCAAUUAUAUUCUCAAACAAGUCUGAGAUUGGUGCCCGGAUGAUCCUACUCCUCGUCAUUCGGAUUCUUCAUUUAUUUAGCCACACACAAAUAAUUACAACAAAAGGAAGCUUGAAGUCAUAUGUGGAAGAGCAUAUAAGUCGAUUUCUGCUUCUGAAAUGUUCAACUCUUUUGCAUCUUCUAACUACUUGUUAAUUAGGGAUUCACAGAAGACGUGAAUUGAUGUAGUUUUCCAUAUCAGUAGUUGCAACCAAAUUUAGGAAGCUUUUUGUAUCAUUAAAUUUCCAUUUUAUG